Messenger RNA from Brassica napus (rape), 1442 nucleotides. Its product is annotated as aspartate aminotransferase, cytoplasmic isozyme 2-like. The record is from RefSeq and is a predicted model, not a curated record. Gene Ontology annotation, biological process: amino acid metabolic process; biosynthetic process. The transcript has 12 exons. Lineage: Eukaryota; Viridiplantae; Streptophyta; Magnoliopsida; Brassicales; Brassicaceae. Gene Ontology annotation, cellular component: mitochondrion. Bases 105 to 1322 code for a protein of 405 amino acids. Gene Ontology annotation, molecular function: L-aspartate:2-oxoglutarate transaminase activity; pyridoxal phosphate binding.
AUCACGCUUUGACUUCACAUGACACUCCUUUAAGUAACUGGUCGACGUUUUCUAAUGUUUAUCCAAAUUUACUUCAACAUUUCAACUGAGUCAAACGUUUUCUCAUGGAUUCUAGUUUUUCAAGCAUUGUUCCUGCUCCCCAAGAUCACAUACUCACUGUAUAUUUUGCUAGUAGAGAUGAUCUUAGUCCGGUUAAGUUGAAUUUAAGCGGAGGUUCCUAUCGGUCUGAGGAAGGAAAGCCUCUUGUUCUUCAGGCUGUGAGGCGAGCUGAGCAACAGUUAGCAAAUGACAUGUCUCGGGAUAAGGAGUAUCUUCCCCUUGAUGGACUUGCUGACUUUAACAAAUUGAGCGCCAAGCUCAUCUUAGGUGAUGAUAGUUCUGCAAUGAAAGAGAAUAGAGUUGUUACGAUCCAGUGUUUGUCUGGUACUGGUUCUUUGAGAAUUGGAGCUGAGUUUCUAGCAAAACACAACCAAGAACGUGUCAUAUUCGUUUCAAACCCAACGUGGGGGAACCAUCCUAAUAUUUUCAGUUUGGCGGGUUUUUCUGUUGAAUAUUAUCGUUACUAUGAUCCGAAAACCCGAGGACUCGACUUCAAAGGCAUGCUCGAGGAUCUUGGCGCUGCACCGUCUGGAGCUAUAGUGGUAUUGCAAGCUUGUGCGCAUAACCCCACAGGAGUUGACCCAACACUCCAGCAAUGGGAACAGAUUCGACAAGUUGUGAGAUCUAAAAGCUUAUUACCGUUCUUUGAUAACGCAUAUCAGGGUUUUGCUAGUGGUGACCUUGAGUCAGAUGCACAAGCUGUUCGAAUGUUUGUUAAUGAUGGAGGUGAAUGUUUGAUAGCUCAAAGUUUUGCCAAAAAUAUGGGUCUUUAUGGAGAGCGUAUUGGCGCUCUUACCAUUGUAUGCACCUCAGAGGAUGUGGUUAGGAAAGUAAAGAGCCAACUGCUACUUGUUGUGAGACCUAUGUAUCUUAGCCCACCUAUUCAUGGAGCAUCAAUUGUUACCACAAUUCUUAAAAACAGUGAUAUGUACAAUGACUGGACGGUUGAGCUGAAAGGAAUGGCUAACCGCAUAUUUAGCAUGCGCAAACAGUUAAAUGAAGCUUUACAAGCUAGAGGCACACCUGGUGAUUGGAGCCACAUUAUCAAACAGAUUGGGAUGUUUAGUUUUACGGGGUUAAAUGAGAAGCAAGUUCGCUUCAUAGCCAAAGAGUAUCACAUUUACAUGAACUAUGACGGGAGGGUAAGCAUUGCAGGUCUAAGUUCUAAGACAGUUUCUCAACUCGCUGAUGCUAUACAUGCUGCAGUUACCCGUAUGGCCUAAUCUAGCGAUUGUGUUCUUUGUUGUAUAAUAUGUCUAUGAUUUCUUUUGCUUUUUACAUUUCAGAAGCGAAAACAACCAAGCAUAUAUUGUGUUUGAUAUCUAUAUGAUUUUCUUUUUUUC